AUGAUGAAUUCGACAGUGAAGAAUCGAAGAGUGGAUCGAAUAUCGAUCUUAUUGCAGGAAUUCAACAUCGAAAAAGUUAUCCACAUCAAGGGUCAACACAAUUGCUUAGCCGAUUAUUUGUCUCGACAUCCAAUUACAAGAGAAGAAGAAUUAUUUGAUGAAGAUUAUGGAAUUGCAAAGCAAGUGAAGUGGGAACCGACUGCUACAGUGCGUGUUUCUGAUGGAACUCCUCCACUAGUGGGAGCUGUUCUGACGCGAUCUAAAGCAAAGCAGUUACAAACAAAGCAAGACCAAGACGUGAUGGAAAUUACACCACCUGAACAAAAGAAAACAACGACACCGCCUGCGGAAGGACAAACCGAUCCACAAGCACAAUCUCCAUCGAAAGAUGAUCACAAUUACGAAUUCGAUAUGGAGAAAUUGAAGGUCGAACAAACGAACGAUCCAACCAUUGAGCAGAAGAUUGCAGAGGCCAAGAAGAACCUAACUAAAAGUUCUUAUGAAUUCAAAGAUGGUCUGUUAUACAAAUUAUUAUCGAUGCGUCCUGACUCCAAGACGAAGAAGAAACUUAUUUAUGUACCAUCAUCAAUGAUCGAUGGUCUACUCCAGAUCUAUCACAACCAUCCACUUGCUGGACAUUUUGGAGUUCAACGAACAUAUCUGAAGAUCAAAAAUAAGUUCUGGUGGCCGAAUAUGAAACAGUCGAUCACACGAUACAUACAAUCAUGUUUACCAUGUCAACAGCACAACGUUAGUCGAUUGAAAAAGCCUGGUCAUUUACAACCGAUCACUCCUCCAGAAGGACCAUUUCAAUUAGUUGGUAUGGACUACUGUGGUCCACUUAAAUCAACACCUCGUGGAAAUCAAUAUGUACUCUGCAUUACAGAUUACUUCACAAGAUGGAUAGUUGCUGUUGCUGUACCUGAUUGCUCGGCACAAACAACUGCCGAAGCAUUAUUCAACGAAUACAUUUGCAGAUACGGGGUACCGGCAGCGAUAUUAUCCGAUCAAGGCACACAUUUCCACAAUCAGUUGAUGGAAGCAAUGGCGAAAUUAGUUGGAUAUAAUCACACAUAUUCAACCACAUAUCAUCCGCAGUCGAAUGGCAUGAUUGAGAGGUUCAACGCGACAUUUAUUCCGCAAAUUGCCAAACUACAGGAUCGAGAAAACAACAAUUGGGAUGAGUUCUUGGCACCGGUGGUAUUCGCAUACAACACUGGAACCCACUCGACAACUGGAUAUUCACCAUAUCAGUUAUUAUUUGGCAGAGAACCAAGAUUACCAACGGAUCAACCUGCAUCAGCAUUCACAUUUCGAAAGCCGAAUGAUUAUUAUGAACAAUUGAGGAAAAAUAUGAAGUUAAUGCAUCGAUACGCACAUGAAAACAUGACAAACAGACAAAAUCAAUAUAAAAAACAUUAUGACAAGCAUCGAUCCGAUCCUCGUUAUUCAAUCAAUGAUCGUGUUUUGAUUCGGAAACAUGGUUUGAAGAACAAGCUAGACCCGAAAUAUUCAGUCACUCCUCAAAUUAUCGUUCGUGAGGAACAUCCUGUUUAUAUUGUGAAAGACGAAAUAACUCAGGGUGAAGCGCGAGUACACAUAAAUGAUAUAAGACCCAUUUAUGUUCAAGNAUUAUUUGGCAGAGAACCAAGAUUACCAACGGAUCAACCUGCAUCAGCAUUCACAUUUCGAAAGCCGAACGAUUAUUAUGAACAAUUGAGAAAAAAUAUGAAGUUAAUGCAUCGAUACGCACAUGAAAAUAUGACAAACAGACAGAAUCAAUAUAAAAAACAUUAUGACAAACACCGAUCCGAUCCUCGUUAUUCAAUCAAUGAUCGUGUUUUGAUUCGGAAACAUGGUUUGAAGAACAAGCUAGAUCCGAAAUAUUCAGUCACUCGUCAAGUUAUCGUUCGUGAGGAACAUCCUGUUUAUAUUGUGAAAGACGAAAUAACUCUGAGUGAAACGCGAGUGCACAUAAAUGAUAUAAGACCCAUUUAUGUUUCAAAAUCCAACUAA
This is a messenger RNA of Adineta ricciae, 2016 nucleotides long. The record is from the annotation of a GenBank genome assembly. NCBI's taxonomy places the organism in Eukaryota, Metazoa, Rotifera, Eurotatoria, Adinetida, Adinetidae.